UCCUCCUCAGUGUAAUGUCGUUGAAAUGCCGGCUGCCCCAGCAGCACAGGACAUAAGACUGACGGCUCGGUAGCAGCUGACCCUAUGUGCUGUAGUUCCCGGUCAGAAAAUGGCGUUUUUCGUCCGUGACCUUGUGUUAAACGACUGAUACAACGUAUGUUUUUUUUUUUUUUUUCCUGCAGGAGCCCGGGGCUUUACUCUCCUCCGCAGAGCCCCUGCAUUGUAACGGAAUGGGCAGCGGAUGAAUUGAAAGUGGGACGUGGAUACGGGGCUGAUGGACCGGGGACAACAGGAGGAGCAGCCGCAGCCUGAUAUAGUGCUCAACGCCAGGAUGACCUAAAUAGCUUGAGAGCUUAAUGGACGCUCCGCUGUAUGGAUACACGAGACAUCAACUGACGUCCUGUUAGACCUCCCAACAUUGUAACAAGUGACCUUCGUUUUUGAUGUGCUGCUGCGGUGCUGUGUGUAACAAGACACGUGAAUGUGCGUAUGACUGAACAAAGAGCAACGUCCCUGGGGCCCAUGUCCUAUGCAGAGUUGAGGGAACAGGAGAAACUUUGGAUGGAAGGCGCUGUGCGCUGGUUGUGUCGCUGACCUUUUGGGGUCGGGAGGAAACCAAAAGGAAAAUCGAUUCCUGCAGGUGGCCCCGGGCUUCGAGAGACUGCACUCCUCUUUGCACGCCGACCGUCCAGCAGCCCUGCUUCUGUGGAUUAGUACACAGCUCACAGCAAGGCUGAGUGGAUCUGGGUUCAAAGGUCCAUAGAGGAGCUGGGCUGAAAGGUCUUUUCAAAGUGAAUUCAGCCCGCAGAUGCCUUAUCUACUCACGAGCACAAGAUUGUCUGUUUGUAAUCACCAGUUUUUACUGUGACCAGCAAUAAAGUCAACAGCCAAGCAAUAAAAACUGAAGAGUCGGAUCCCACAAAAUACUUCCCCCCCCUCCCGGGCCGUCAGCAACUUAAACUGUCGCCGCCAUGCUUCUGAACUGCGGCCAGCCGUUACCUCUUCUGCGGCAUACGGACGUGCCGCCUCGGGUUAUAGAGAACUUCAUCCUGACCGGCUACCGCUUCCCCAACUACAGCCUGAGGGAGUGCUUACUGUCAGCGUUCCGGCCCACUAAUGAGACGGGAAACUUCUGGACGCACUUCCUCCCUGUUUUCAUUUUUUCCUACUAUUUUGUGGAGGUGUUCGGCUGGGAGGGCGCUCCACAGGGUGACGCCCCGUUCUUCUACCCGCUGUGGAACUACUACAUCGGCGUGUUCUGUCUGCUAAUGGCGAGCAGCAUGGCCCACCUGCUCAACUCCAUGUCUCUGGUGGUAAGAGAAGUCUGCUUCUUUGUGGAUUAUGGCACUAUCAGUUCCUACACCGUGGGCUCCUCGUUGGCCUACUACUACUACAUCCACCCUCGGGCGGGGAUAGUGGAGACCGGAGGGCCCAAUGGCUCCCAUGUGGACCAGAAUACUGAACCCUCAGGGGGUUCGACAUCAUCCUAUGCAAUCCCAGAGUUCAGCGUCUUCUUCGAGACCUUCUACAUUCCGUGCGCGUGUUUUGUUGCGAUCAUAUGCGUCUUGUCUUGCUGCAAUACCCGCCAGAGGUGGAGGAAGUAUCGGUACGUCAUCCGAACCUUUGUGUUCCUGCUCCCGUUCCUCGUCUCUUCCACGCCGGUCUUCUACCGCCUCCUCACCAGGUCGCCUUACAGCGCCACCUCCCCUUCCUUUGCUGCGUCCACCACCACCGCCAACUUCUUCUAUCGCCACUGCCUCUGGCUUCUGGUGUCCGCCGUCUUCAACAUCAGCAAGCUCCCUGAGCGGCUGGCCCCGGGUCGCUUCGACAUCUGGGGGCACAGCCACCAGUGGUUCCACUGCUGCACCUUUCUGUCCAUCCUCGACGAACUCCACAUGAUCAAGGCCGAGGUGAGGGCGAUCCUCCUCAGCCCGACCCUGCUGCUGCCCCCUGCCACCAUGUCCCGCCUACCUGGACCAACCAUCGCUUCCACCUACGGGGUGAUGCUCCUCCUCCAGACCACCAUCGUCUCCAUCAUCGUGUGGUUCUCCUGGUGCGCCAGCUGCAUCUACGGACCCCAGAGAGAACAGCUCGUGAAGGAACACCCCAAGAAACACCUGAAAUGUCACUGAUCGCAAAGGCUGUCUCGAUCGUCUCAAAAGAUUUGCACAUGCACACAGAGCCAAGUCACCGAGAGAGAAGCGCACAACUCCAACAAUGUCUCCCUCCCGAUUUCAAGUCCGUCGUAUGUUCCACCCCCGUUGGGAGCGUUUUACAAGCUUUUCGGAGGGGAAAAUUGGGGACAAGGAGAGAUGAAAGGAUUAUAUUCUGAGCUCACCACAGGGUGGCUGUCUGGUUGAGUGAAUAUUGAAAGACCUUGCCAGCUCUCUCCCCAGAGCUGCUCCAGCAUGUUCCAACAGGAUGUCUGAUGAUAAUAACUACCUCGAGGGACUGUACACUUCAGGACGGGGGUGGGGGGGUGGAGAUCUCGGUAAACAGGAGAACACACGUUCCAUAUAACAUUUGGGUAAUGUUGGUUUUAAAUGUCAGCGUGGGAGUAUGUGUCUGUUGUCGAGUAGUUCCGCUUGUUGCACUUCCCCUUCCUCUGACUGAAUCUUUUGAAACGCCGGUGCUGCGGCCACAGUUGAGCCCUUUGUUUAAACAUUGAACAAGUCCCAUUUUCUGACCCUUGCUAGCCGCACCUUCCCCCUCUCUCUCUCUCUAAGUGACCCUUGCCGCAGGAAGUGCGGCGGCCUUGACGACGCAACAGAAACAACUGAGAGCUCAUAUCAGGCUUUCGGUAGAGCACUUUCACGGGGCCGCUCGAUUACUCGCCCUGUCAUUGAGAAGCCAUGCUCGCUUUGUAACCUCAAAGGACUAAAACAUCCCCCCGAAGCGUAUAAUGAUGUCCUGCUUGAACUGCUCUGCCGGGUUAAUGUACUCAUAGCGCGUGCGUACAUCUGCUGUGUAUGAAUUUUCAUUACACUGAUGACUAGUUCCUCAUAGAUUAUGGUCACACUGCUGACACUACUGAGUGCUUUAGUUCAGAUUAAAUGUGAUGUAAAUCGUUUUUUUUAGCAAGUAUGAAAAGUGUUCUGGAUUUGUGCGGAGCGCAAAGAAGUGGUACAAAUCCCUGAUAGCUCACGUUAGCAAUAUUUUAUCAAUCAAAACUUAAAAUGUCGCAGUCACAGCUCCGGUUUGAAGGCCGGCGCUGUGAAAACAGAUUAAAUGAGGAUGAUGAAACGAGAGGCCCCUCGAAGCAAAAGCCAUAGUUUGUAAAAGCGGUAGACAAAAUAAUGGCAAUAUUGUAGUUAUGCUACACACCAGGAACUCCCUGGGCAGCUUUGCACUUGACAGAUGGAUCAAUUUAGUCGUUUUCUCAGCAGGUCGCACCUUUCAAGUAUGGGGGUAUUUUCAGUAUAGCCUCAAAGAUUCUAGUACGGAGGCCCUGAAG
Messenger RNA from Acanthopagrus latus (yellowfin seabream), 3454 nucleotides. It is a transcript of the gene paqr9, whose product is annotated as progestin and adipoQ receptor family member 9. The coding region runs from base 972 to 2132 and encodes 386 amino acids. NCBI's taxonomy places the organism in Eukaryota, Metazoa, Chordata, Actinopteri, Spariformes, Sparidae. Gene Ontology annotation, cellular component: membrane. The transcript has a single exon. Gene Ontology annotation, molecular function: signaling receptor activity. The record is from RefSeq and is a predicted model, not a curated record.